AUGUCCUCCUUCGUCAAGACCUUCCAGCAUACCACGCCAUACGCAGCGAACCCGCUACGAAUUCGUUCCGAUGUUGCGGCCAAAAUGAUGACAUCUCGAAGCGGUAUACGAGCGAGCGGCCAAAGGCGACUGCACGACCUGAGGGCGGAAGCAUCGUCUGGAGGAAUAGAAAAACCAAAACGGGCGUACCUUCGUCGUCGAAAUAGUGGACGAAAUCGAGCACGAACUGACGCGCACGUUGGCGGAAUGCUUCGCAUCGCUCGGGACCCUCGGUCUGGGAUAGCCUCGGAUGGACGAGUUGCGCGAACUGGAUCGCGAACGCGGAUGAAUAAUAACGAGGGGAUCGAGGAAGGCGGUCAGGAAGGGGCGCUCUAUCCUUCGCAGAUGUGGAACUUCCCGCACCCCUCACCUGAGGCGUCGUCAGAGGGAUUCAACUUCGAGAUCUCCGUUACUGAGCCGCGCAACCUGAGCUUCGUCUCGCUCGCGCUGCCGGAGACUCACCCUUUCUGGUCAUCCGUGGAGGAGCCAUUCCCCUCGGCGUUGAGGGAGACGGUUAAACCGCUCUACAAGCCGCUCCAUAUCGCGACCAACCUCGGCGGGCACACGUACGUGCUCUCGAGCGGGCAGCGAUGCAGCUAUCCAGUCAAGCAGAGCGCGGCCAAGUACGGCAAGUUUGCGUACAGCGCCGCGUUCGCGUACAGCGUCCCUGUUGGUGACGGCACGCUUGAGGAACAUGCUGGAGAUAGCGCGUUGCUUCUCUCCGACGACGACGGCGAGACGUGGCGCGCGAGGCGGAAGACGGAGGAGUUCAGGUUUGAGAACGACGGCGGCUGGUUGAGGUCGAUGUGGUAUCCCUGGGCGGACGUGGAGGUCGAGACGUGGCUCGUGCCGCCGACGCCCGCCGCGCCGCUGUGGCACGUGCGUGUACAUCGCGUUCGGGCGGGGCGGAAGAUAUGGACGGCCGAAGGCGCUUGGGCGAUCUAUGGCCAGCGCCCGGACGGACGACACCUCGAUCCCGUGGACAAGUCGGUCGAAGGUGGUUUUGGAUUCUGGCAAGAGGGUCCCGAGGCGCGGGCGCACUCGCGGGCGGGUGCGUCUGCGAUCGUCGAGCUGGGGAACAGAAAGCAGAGGGAAGGAAAAGUCAUCCGGACCGACGCUAACUCGAGCCUGAUGUGGGCGAGAGCUGUCUUACCGACUUUACUGGACACAGUGGAGCCGACCGAGGGCGACGUGUGGUACGUCACGGCGGUGUUUGGGAAGCCGAACAUUGGCAAUGAGAAGGGCGCGAGCAAGGGGUGGAUGACUGAGUGGGAGAAGAGGCCGGAUGUUCCGGAUCCGAUCAGGGUGCUGUUGAGACAUUUCCCGUUCGACGGCGAUGUCUAUAUUGAUGUGAUGACCACGGGAGGUGGAAACUGUCGUCGUCGUGGGAGGGGUGCCGGACAUGAUUACCGGGAAUGGGCGGUCGCAAUACGUGCGCUCAAGGGCAACGAGGAUGAUAAUCACAAGUGGCGUACUAUCUGGCGGACGAAUCUUCUAUACUAA
Molecule: messenger RNA, 1542 nt
Organism: Punctularia strigosozonata HHB-11173 SS5
Lineage: Eukaryota; Fungi; Basidiomycota; Agaricomycetes; Corticiales; Punctulariaceae
Exons: 5
Coding region: 1-1542 (513 amino acids)
Source: RefSeq, a predicted model, not a curated record